CCUGGAAGGCGGCGGCCGCUCCCUUAGCCUUCCGGAACCUGGGAUCCGCUGCGCGCUGCAGCCGCUCGCCCGCCCGCCCGCCCGCCCAUCCCGGUCUUCGUCCCUGUCGCGCGGCCAGGGCGCUGCCCCAGUUGCUCUCUUCACCAUGAUUCCCUGCAGAGCGGUGCUGACCUUUGCGCGAUGUCUGAUCAGGAGAAAAAUCGUCACGCUGGAAAGUCUAGAAGAUUCCAAACUCUGUCGCUGCUUAACCACCAUGGACCUCAUCGCCCUGGGGGUCGGAAGCACACUGGGCGCUGGGGUUUACGUCCUGGCUGGGGAAGUCGCCAAAGCAGAUUCUGGCCCCAGUAUUGUGGUGUCUUUCCUCAUCGCCGCCCUGGCUUCAGUGAUGGCCGGCCUUUGCUAUGCUGAAUUUGGAGCCCGAGUUCCCAAGACUGGGUCUGCAUAUCUAUACACAUAUGUCACCGUAGGAGAGCUGUGGGCCUUCAUCACUGGCUGGAAUCUCAUUCUGUCGUAUGUCAUAGGUACAUCCAGUGUCGCAAGAGCAUGGAGCGGCACCUUCGAUGAACUUCUUAACAAACAGAUUGGUCAGUUUUUCAAGACAUACUUCAAAAUGAAUUACACCGGCCUGGCAGAGUAUCCAGACUUUUUUGCUGUGUGCCUCAUAUUACUUCUGGCAGGCCUUUUAUCUUUUGGAGUUAAAGAGUCUGCUUGGGUGAAUAAAUUCUUCACAGCUAUUAAUAUCCUGGUGCUUCUCUUUGUCAUGGUGGCUGGGUUUGUGAAAGGAAAUGUGGCCAACUGGAAGAUCAGUGAAGAGUUUCUCAAAAACAUAUCAGCAAGUUCCAGAGAACUACCUUCUGAAAAUGGAACGAGCCUCUACGGGGCUGGUGGCUUUAUGCCCUAUGGCUUCACUGGGACAUUGGCUGGUGCUGCAACUUGCUUUUAUGCCUUUGUGGGCUUUGACUGCAUUGCAACAACUGGUGAAGAGGUCCGGAAUCCCCAAAAAGCUAUUCCCAUUGGAAUAGUAACAUCCUUACUUGUUUGCUUUAUGGCCUAUUUUGGCGUUUCUGCAGCUUUAACACUUAUGAUGCCUUACUACCUCCUGGAUGAGAAAAGCCCACUUCCUGUUGCAUUUGAAUAUGUUGGGUGGGGUCCUGCCAAAUAUGUGGUCGCUGCAGGCUCUCUCUGCGCCUUGUCAACAAGUCUUCUUGGAUCCAUUUUCCCAAUGCCUCGUGUAAUCUAUGCUAUGGCGGAGGAUGGGUUGCUUUUCAAAUGUCUAGCUCAAAUCAAUUCCAAAACGAAGACACCACUAAUUGCUACUUUGUCGUCGGGUGCAGUGGCAGCUUUGAUGGCAUUUCUUUUUGACCUGAAAGCUCUUGUGGACAUGAUGUCUAUUGGCACCCUUAUGGCCUACUCUCUGGUCGCAGCCUGUGUGCUUAUACUCAGGUACCAACCUGGCUUGUGUUAUGAGCAGCCCAAAUACACCUCUGAGAAAGAAAUGCUGGAGCCAUGUAACACCGCAGCUUCGAAAAGUGAGUCCCAGGUCACCAUGCUACAAGGACGGGGUUUCAGCUUAAGAACCGUCUUCAGCCCCUCUGCUCUUCCCACUCGCCAGUCGGCUUCCCUCGUGAGCUUCCUGGUGGGGUUCCUGGCCUUUCUCAUCUUGGGCUUGAGUGUUCUAACCACAUACGGAAUCAAGGCUAUCAACAGACUGGAAUCCUGGAGCCUGGCUCUUCUUGCCCUGUUUCUUGUCCUCUGCACCGCCAUCAUUCUGACCAUUUGGAGGCAGCCACAGAAUCAGCAAAAAGUAGCCUUUAUGGUCCCGUUCCUACCGUUUCUCCCGGCCUUCAGCAUCCUGGUCAACAUUUACUUGAUGGUCCAGUUGAGUGCAGACACCUGGGUCCGAUUCAGCAUCUGGAUGGUCUUUGGCUUUCUGAUUUAUUUCGCUUAUGGCAUUAGACACAGCUUGGAGGGUAACCCCAAGGAUGAAGACGAUGAUGAAGAUGUUUAUUCGGACAACAUCAACGCAGCAACAGAAGAAAAAUCCGCCGUGCAAGCAAGUGACGAUCACCAAAGAAACCUCAGCUUACCUUUCAUAUUUCAUGAAAAGACAAGUGAAUGCUGAUGAUGGCUCACAGUCUGACCACACAUAUCUUCUAAUGAGUAGACUAUGGCAGGGCGUCACCAUCGUGCUGGGCUGUGGUUUGCUGCAGGCAUGGUCCACCUAACUUAUGCUUCCUCCUCCGGACAGUUUCUCUUCAGAUGGUGAAUCAUGUGUACGGGGAAACUGACUGAGCGCACUCCUCAGUGAUGGGUAGCCCCAGAGUAAUGUGUCCGUGUGCGUUCAUGUAUGUCUGGGAACGUGAGUGUUAAAUGUCGUCAGUUUUUACUACUAUGUGACAUUAUUCCAGUGCUGUAAAUAGUGGCAUAUACUGCACAUACUAAUUCACAGUAUAUUGCUGAAUAGAGAUGUAUUCUGUGUGUGUCCUAUGUGCUUGGGGAAAUAGCAGUGGUCUUUUUUUUUCUUACUGGGUACAUGAUUGUCAAUUUGGGCAUCCUGAAAAUGCUGCCACCUGUCAUGAUGUUUAACGGCGGUGAGGGAUGGGGGGGGAAGGAUGAGCCUUUUCUGUAAAUUAUAACGCCAUGUUUUCUUCACCUACUUGCUGAGACAGUUUUCUAAAACAGCCAGGAGAAUGUCUGUUUCCUCUUCAUUGCAGCAUGAAGAGACAGUCUGUGACACCAGACAGCCACUCCUAUUUUGGAGAUCCUUAGUCGUUAAAUAGAAUACUUCCAUCCUGCUGUAAGUGACAUGCCUCCCCUAACCCCCCAGCCCUGUCAAGGGCUCCAGACAGGUACUAUAGCCUCCUUGGGACCCCUGAAGAGCAGAGGUGUAGGCAGGUGCUUGGAUAGCUUUCCCGUCUUUAAAGGUGACUGAAGACAGUAGAAGCCCCCAUAGCACACACUUGGUCAAAUGGUUCAGGCUGUUUUCCAUUACUUAAUACCUGAUCACAGCUCAGCACCUGUCACGUCAUCAAGCACAGAGCUCACCCUUUUGCUCCUGAUAUUUUCUCUGAUCUGGAUGAAAAUGGACGUGGUAGCAAAUUCUCCCUUUACAGUAUACAAAAAAGAAAAAGACAGGGGGUAUAGGAAAAUACCCUUACUUUAGUGUCACAAGGCAUUUGGGCCCAGGUUAAGGAUUUUAUACCUAAUUUAUCUCUGAUGGCUUUUUUAAGAAAUGUUUAGAGAUCCUCACCCCAUCCUCCAUCCCGUAAUUUAGCACUCUUUUUGUUUCUUCAACACAGGGUAGCCCUGAAACUCAAUCAGUAGACCAGGCUAACCUUGCACUCACAGAGAGCCAUUGGCCUCUGCCUCCCAAGUGCUGGGACUAAAGGAAUGCAUCACCUCUGCCUGCCCAUUUAGCACUUUUCAUUUAAUUUGCUUUUGAAAGGCCACACUAAGCCUAUUUACAAUAAAUCAUCAAUUACUUUCAGAAUUUGAAACUUCGAGCUAAAAAACCUAACUGAAAAAAAAACACAGUGACCUUUGUAUAUGAUUAAAUAAACAUUUAUAGGUAAGAUUCUCUGACUGCUACACUUCAUAGAGUUCUCUGAUAGUAUAAAUCUCCAAUCCUUCUUAUUCCUUAUGAAUUAAUUUUGUAUAGAUGAUUAAAUGGCUUAUUAGAUAAAUCUAAGAGCUAGAUGCUUACGCAGGUAUGGCACUCUCAGGAGACAAUGUGUUACCAAGAAUGCUAAUUGCCCUGCAUAAUCCAUUUAUUUUGGAAAAUUACCAUUUUCUUGUCGUUCUCCUAAGAGGUCGAUUAUUUUACUGGUGCUGUUUAAAAGCAAGCUGCAGUCCUCUUGGUGUAAACAGCUGUUUAUUGUGAUUAACUAUCAGAUAAGCAGGCAAAGGUCCCGGGUACUUGGCUGUCAGCAGUGCAACCCUGACCCAGACAUGCUGAGAUUUCCAGGGCGCACGUGAUAAAGUCUGAAGGCUAGACACCCUUUCCAGCUGCUUGCUUCACUGUGGAGGAGGAGUGGGUCCAUAGGAUGGGAAGGACUGUAGGCUUGAUCAGGGAUUCUUGCAGUCAUUAGGGGCUGCUCAGAGAGAGAAUCAGGGAUGAGCCCCGGGACAGGUUAUGCAAUCACAAGUGGUCAGCAUGAAACACAUGUACAUACAAGUAACACUAGAUGGACUCAAUGGGUUACAUAUACAUACAUACAUACAUAAGUACACACACACACACACAGAGAAAAUACAGAGAGAGACACACGCCAACACAUAUGUAGCAAUAAUAGAGAAGAGGUUAUGGAUUGGAUAGGGAGUGGGGGGACUGAAGGUGAGAUGGGAGGGUAGAAAUUAUCGGGAUACUAAACUCAUCAAAAACAGUUCUCCAAAAAAAUUUAUUUAAAAAAAUCCUCGCCGUUAUAGCAGUGCCCUUCCCACGGGAAACGUGAGCUGUUCCAUAUGUGAAUCCCUGACUUUCUUUCUAUAACAAAAACAGAUUCGUUUGGAUUAUGUAAGGCAACUAGAAUUAACGUGCCCACUGUGUUCAGUUAAUAACAGAGUCUAGUUCAAAAUGCUCACACCAAAACAUGUUGGAAGCAUGAAUGUCUGUGAAGAGAGGUUUUGUUGGUGACCAUGCUCUUUUUUUUUUUUCUUUUUUCUGUGAAGACCCAAAAGGACAAGCAUGUCUCCAUGUAUAUAAUGUUUCUAAACACAUUGACAUAUGUAUGUGUGAUGUAUAUUUGUGUGUUUGUUUGGGGGCAGGGUUGCUAUCACUGUGUAAGUAAGUUGGGCUUAUGAUGAGCUUUGGAUAUGAUAUUGUUACCUAGAUAAAAACCCAAUUGAUAUGGAGAGAGAUUAUUGUUUUAUAUUGAUAGAUAAUUUAGAUUUUAAGCUGUUUUAAAAUAUACAAUUUUAUAUAUAUGUUUUCUAUUAGAUUCUCUAAGACAUAUUUAUCAUGUCUCUAGUAUGAAGUCACUAGACUCUGGCAUGCUAUGACAGGUGCUUUGGAACCUGAAUGAAAAAUGGAAUAGGGGUAGGGACCUCGAGCUGUUCUUGUUUACUUGUUUCUGUAACACUGUUUCCGACACACCAGUCCCUGGGUGAGUUUUGCCAGUGAACGCCAGCAUUGCUGGCUUGUUGCCAGCCGUCUGCCCUCCUACCACUUGAGUUCAUUACACUUUGAACAAAAUGUCCUAUUCUGUUUGUUUUGUUUUGUUUUUAGGAUCACCAAAAUAUUUUGUAUAGAUUCAACUAGCCAGUAAAUGCCCCAGAAUCUGUUCAUCAGGCUGAGCAAAAGCCGCUUGGAUGACGAUUUCCCCUUAAGAACGGUGUUGUUGGUAUUUUUAGUGAGAUUGUCUCAGAGCAGCACCUUAACUUCAUACUCUUUACAAAAGAGAAUGAGCUGUGAGUUAGCACGUAAAGUUCAAGCCACCUGUAUAUUUAAAAGGGUAGUUAUGAAAACUCACGUUUAGAAACUCCUGAGAAAAACUUAUUAGAACCUCUGAGAUAUACUCAAAUAUCUUUAUCUUUUUCCUUCAUGAUAAAAAUGUAAAUAAAACUAAUGAAAAUAUUAUAAAUAUAUAUAUAUAUCAACAUUAAUAUGUAAAAUCAACAUUGAAACUAAUGUUGGUGGGUUAACUUUGGUAGUACUAACUACAAUUGAUUUAAAAAUCCCAGCUUCUGAAUUGUCUUCUACAGAAUAAAAGAUUGUUUAAUUUUAAUUUUUAUAAAGCUUUUCUUUUAGCCAGAAUUUUUCCCAAGUCCUCAGCGCUUAUAGGUAGCCAUUUAAAAUGUUUUCUAAUAAAAGACUGUCAGAAUUGUUACUAAAUUGUUUUAUAAGUGUGAACACAGCACAGGUGAAGAAAUGCAACGCCAUACAGUGCUAAGGAUUUGGAAGGAAUGCCUGCACUUUACCUUCUCCCUUCUUAUAUCAGGAGGGAGGGAAGGGGAGAGAGAGAGAGGUGACUGUGUAAGAUAAAAAUUGGUGUGUAUCCCAGACUUGCCACCCAGAUGAUGAAGUCACACUACAAUACAAUACUGGCUUUUGCUUCCUUGCAACGCUGCUAGGGAUUUCUCCAGAUACACUUGAAGUGAUAGUCCCCAAAAUACAAUCUCAACAGCACUUUUGAUGAUCUGGAUUUAGAGUGUUCAUCGUGGCGGAUUCACAUUCACAGUGUGCAGGGUUUGGGGCUGGUGAGAUAAGUGGCGUUAACUGUCCUUUUUGCUAAUAGCAAAAUAGUGCCUUUGGCAGAGAAGUGCCUCCUCUGUACAUUUUCUGUUUUACAUAUCGAGGAAAAGUACUGAAAUUCAUGUAGCAACAAUAAUGCCAGUAAAGGUCAUCGUAGAAAUAGAUGUGAAAAAAAAAGAAAGGCUGCUAGACUUUGUUGUUUAGCUGAGAUUUUGUUUUUCUUAUAUACUUAUAUUUAAAGAAUUCAAGGUAGCUUUGUGGAUUUUGAGAGGCCUGCUACUACCAUUGUAUUGCUGGUGUAGGUGUCGGCAUUUAUAGUUUUCAUGAUUGUUUAUAGCUACACAGUUUGGUCUUACUGGCUUCAAAUGUAUUCUUUUAUGGCAUGACUUGAUUUUAAAACUACAGGCCAGGAGCUCUGUACCUGUCUGUUCUUGCCCGUGGCCGAAGCCAUUGCCACUGUCUCCGAGCUCUAGGCAGACUUUCUGACCACUGACAGCCCCAGAGACACUGCUCAGGACCCCAAUUUGAUGACACAGCCAGGCUGCCUGCAGUACGUAGGUGUCUAUUGUUAGACUGUGAUGGUGUCUUAGGUAGGAGGUAGGGUAGGAAGUAAAGGAAUUCUAAUGAUCAUAAGGUCAUCUGGGAUCCUCCACUCCAGUUCCAAAUCUCUCGUGAGUGUGCUAAGACGAAUAAGGACCAAGGAAUAUCUGUGACCUGUGGAGGGAGUGGCCAUGUCUUGGAAACUGGCAUGGUAGGGCCUGGCCUGCUGUAUUUCCUGCAGGUACACAGCCUCAAGGGGAGAAACACAUGGCCGAGACUCUUCUGGUAAAGAGUCUUGUAUUGCCAGCAGGGUAGCCUUGUGUGCCCACGCCGAAUUGACAGGUCCCUCUCUGUUCUUGUCCACUAGCAGUGCCAAAUUGUUUUAUGGCUUUGUGUUGUUAUUGUUACAUUUAAUAGCAGUUGUGCAUACAGAGGCCUAAAACCAUCCAGAAUGUCUAUUUCUGCAAACCCUACAAGUACCCUAUUGUAAGUACUUGUGCAAAUGUAAAGAUAUGUUGUUUAGUAGCUAAUUUUGCUAUUUUUAAUGAUAAUUGGUGUUCCUUUUUACAUAUAAAGUUGGACUCUUUUUUUAGAAUUUAUAAUAAAAACUGUUGCUGCUUUAACUGUUGUAAUAUAUACUUUAUAAUGUAACCAUAUCUUUUUAAAUAAACCUUAAUAUGACUUAUAACAA
Messenger RNA from Meriones unguiculatus (Mongolian gerbil), 7421 nucleotides. It is a transcript of the gene Slc7a2, whose product is annotated as solute carrier family 7 member 2. Gene Ontology annotation, biological process: transmembrane transport; amino acid transport. Gene Ontology annotation, molecular function: amino acid transmembrane transporter activity. The record is from RefSeq and is a predicted model, not a curated record. Lineage: Eukaryota; Metazoa; Chordata; Mammalia; Rodentia; Muridae. Gene Ontology annotation, cellular component: plasma membrane. The transcript has 12 exons. Bases 146 to 2122 code for a protein of 658 amino acids.